AUGCCUUCUAUCCUCAGUGAUGCCGACAAGGAGACUGUCAAGCGGAAUGUCCCUAAACCUGCCAACAAGAUCCUUGCCGUAGCUGUCGCGCGACUCUACGUUGCCUACCCCGAUGGGCAGAAAUGGACAUAUACUGGAAUCCAGGGCGCUGCGGUUCUCUGCAAUGAUCUUGUAGGAAGGACCUUUUGGCUCAAAAUUGUCGAUGUCUCGCCUGCUGGCAGGGGCGUAAUUUGGGAUCAGGAGAUCUAUGACAACUUUGCAUACAACCAGGAUCGAACCUUUUUCCACACAUUCGAGCUUGAAGACUGCCCCGCCGGUCUAUCCUUUGUCGACGAGAAGGAGGCCAAGACUUUCAUGAAGAAGAUGCAAGAGCGCGAGAAACAUGCAAGCAAAGAGACCACCAAGACUCCUUUCGCUUCUACUCGAGGCCAGGGACCUGCUCCUGUUGCCAAUGGAAAACCAGGCCGAUCGUUGUUUGGCAGCUUGUUGCACCGUUCGAGCCCAGCUCCAAGUGCACCGGCGCCAAUAGCACCUGCGCCUUCAAUACAGGUUGCGCCUCCACCUCCGAUGAUGGCCCCAGCCGCACCUCCAGCUAAACAAGAUCUACCAUUUGAUACAAGUGACCCGUCUUGGAAACCAUUGCUGGAUGAGCUCAAGGGGAUGGGAAUCACCGAAGACCAAAUCGCCGAGAAUUCCGAAUUCAUUAAAGCUUGGAUUGACCAGAAGCAGGCGGCAGCAGCUGAGUCUGCUGAAGAUCAAGCCAAGCCAAAGGCUGCACCACCUCCGCCGCCAUCUGCACCUCCUACUCCGAAAUUGGCCUCGAUCAGUCCUCAGGACACAGGGUCCAGCUCGACAAGCAAACGAGGCCCGCCGCCCCCGCCUCCGUCACGGAAAACACGCUCUGAAGCACCAGAAGAAUCAAUUCCCGCCCCUCCCCGUGAACCAACUCCACCUGUUCGAAGAUUCAAUGCGCCGCCUCCACUUGCAGAUGCUGGCAAAUUUGCUGAGCCCGUCGGCCCUGUGCCUCCACGCCGCCCACGCGCAAUUUCGAGCGCGAAUCCCGGGCCCCCGCCGCCCCCGCGACCGCCGAAAACACCGAUGGACGAUAAUCACUAUAGCCAGCCAAGUGGAUCUCGAUUUGGGGUACCGCCGCCUUUCUCUGGUGAUCGGAAAGUGUCCGCACCACCGGCACCCCCCAGCCGUAGCCCUAUACCGGGCGGGCCUCCCCCUCCGCCGCCUCGCACAGCAAGCCCAGCAGCACCACCCCAAUUGCCCCCUAAGCUUCCGCCCAUGACCGCACCAUCUGGACCUCCUCCUCCACCUGCCAGAGGCCCCGGUUCACUCCCACUUCCACCCCCGCCAGCACCUCGCCCGGUGCCAGCUGCACCGUCUUCUCUUGCAGCUGUUCCUCCACCACCUCGACCGGUGCCAGCUGCACCAUCUUCCCCUGCAGCUGUUCCUCCACCACCUCGACCGGUGCCAGCCGCACCAUCUUCCCCUGCAGCUGCUCCUCCGCCACCACCUAGAGGACCUAUCUCGCCUCCCCCUGUCCCGCCUACACCUUCUCCAGGCCUGCCUCCCCCUCCCCCCGCCUCCGCCACCUGCAUCUGCUGCACCUGGUGGCCUUCCGCCCCCUCCUCCACCUCCCGGGCGUGGUGGCCCCUCAAUGCCUCCACCUCCCCCUCCUCCAGCGCCUGGUUUUGGAGCACCUGGAGGACCGCCGCCGCCGCCUCCACCCCCUGGAGGUGGUGCUCCUCCCCCGCCUCCGCCCCCUGGAGUCUACUGGCCUCUAUCCGAGCCUCUGGUGGCUCUGGAGGUGGAGGCUUGCGCAAGGUUAAGGACACCGACAAGAAAGAUCGGAGUGCAGCUCUGGUACCUGGCGGAGCCAACGAGACCUCAGCUGCCCCAUCUGGCUCAGGAGGUGCUCCGCAAGGUGGAUUGGCUGGCGCAUUGCAAGAUGCUCUUAACAAGCGAAAACAGAGGGUCAGCGGAAGUGAUGACGAGAAAGACAACGACGACGAUUGGUGA
Penicillium paradoxum is the source of this 2028-nucleotide messenger RNA. RefSeq names its product WASP family protein. Lineage: Eukaryota; Fungi; Ascomycota; Eurotiomycetes; Eurotiales; Aspergillaceae. The coding region runs from base 1 to 2028 and encodes 675 amino acids. The transcript has 4 exons. The record is from RefSeq and is a predicted model, not a curated record.